This is a messenger RNA of Cydia splendana, 2110 nucleotides long. RefSeq names its product zinc finger protein 665-like. The transcript is spliced from 3 exons. Gene Ontology annotation, cellular component: nucleus. Gene Ontology annotation, biological process: regulation of gene expression. The record is from RefSeq and is a predicted model, not a curated record. Lineage: Eukaryota; Metazoa; Arthropoda; Insecta; Lepidoptera; Tortricidae. Bases 40 to 2028 code for a protein of 662 amino acids.
GAAUCGUGACGGUCAACGUUUUGUGUAUUCUCUUCUCGGAUGGAAAGGUCCCGUCAAGACCUGGCUGGGAUAACUAACGGCAGUAUGAUGUCUGUAGAGGCUCCAUUAGUCAAGCAGGAGCCUGACGACGAGAAUAACGGGGGCUUGUGCGGUGUGAACGGGACGCCUGAUGUAUUUACUGACGAAGUGCCCGUUAAAGAAGAGUUGAACACUGAAGACCAUGUGAAAGAGGAGCCCACUUGCUCAGACAGCACAGACCCUAGUGCCGCACUGUACGAGGACCACCUUGUUAAGGAUGAGCUUGUGCUGGGCCCUGAGCUUUUUCACCAACCUCAUGUAGCAUCGCUUCCAACACUUGAAGCGGGUUCCGCGCAAUGGCUGAGCUGCACUGUCAGACUGGAGCGCCUGCUGGUUGACACGGAGCGCCGCACUUGCCGAGUCGGGCGCCGCAACUACAAGCUUCACACCAAGCAACCAAAUACUAAAUAUGAAUGCAAUGAUUGCGGCAAAAAAUUCAAAUACCUCGCAGUUUAUAAGAAACACAUACACAUUCAUUCUUUAACUUCACUUAAUUCCCGCAAGAAUGUUGAGUCAAACAGAAAAAGUAAGAUUAAAAGUGACUAUUGUGACAUCAACCUUAAAAAAUCAGACUUACGAGCUCAUGAAGGCAUACCUACUAUUGAAAAACUUUACAAAUGUAAGAAUUGCGAUUAUAACUGUAUUCGCAAAGGACACUUGUUAAAACAUCAGAAGAUACACAUUGGUGAAAAGCCAUUUAAAUGUUCCGAGUGUAAUUUUGCGUGCAGUCUGAAAGUCAACCUUGGACGUCACCAACGAACACAUACUAGCGAGACACCUUACGGAUGUAGAUACUGCGGUUUCAAAUGCAAGGAUAGAACCACGUUAAAAAGUCAUGAGAUGAUACACACGGAUGAAAAGCCUUUUAAGUGUAGGUAUUGCGAUCACAAAUGUAGAACGAAAGGAAACUUACGGAGUCACGAGAGAAUACACAAUAGAGAGAAGCCAAAUAAACGAAAUUUAAAAAUACAUGAGAUGAUACACACAGAUGAAAAGCCUUUGGAAUGCAAAUAUUGUGAUUACAAAUGCAGUAGGAAACAAGACUUACGAAUUCACAAACUAGUACACACCAUGGAGAAAUCGGAGAACUGUAGCUAUUGCGAUUUCAAGUGUAGAGAUAAAAGGAAUUUAAAAAGACAUGAGAGGAUACACGGGGAUGCGAAACCCCUUAAAUGUGGCAAAUGCGAUUAUAACAGUAUUCGGAAAAGGGAUUUCCACAAACACCAGAAGACACACACCGGUGGAAAUCUAUUAAAGUUCAGCUUAUGUGAUUACAAAUCGGAUAAAAGAAGUAUAAAAAUACGGGAUAUAACACACAGGGAUUCCAAGCCUUUUAAAUGUAGUGACUCUGAUUACAAGAGUACACGAAAAAAUGAUUUCCGAAAACACCAAGUGACACACAUUAAUAACCGCUUUCAUAAAUGUGACUAUUGUGAUUAUACAUGUCGUAAGGCAUGUAAUUUACGCCGUCACCAAAUGAUACACACCGGCGAGAACCCCUUUGAAUGUAAACACUGUGAUUUCAAAUGCAAUCAAAAAACCGUCUUGAUUAAUCACGAGAAAAUACACACUGGGGAUAAACCAUUCAAAUGCAGCUAUUGUGAUUUCAGAUGCAGUGUUAAAACAAACUUACGCAGUCACGAGAAAGUACACACUAGGGAAAAGCCAUAUCAAUGUGAUGAUUGCGAUUUCAAGUGUAUAAUGAAAUCAGAUUUACGACUACACCAAAUGAUACACACGGGUGAUAAACCUUUUAAAUGUAGUCACUGUACUUAUGAAUGUUCCAAGAAAUGUAAUUUAAAGAGACACGAGUUGAUUCACAAUGAAGAAAAGAGUUUUAAGUGUGGUAACUGCGCGUACGAGUGUAGACAGAAGGCAGCCUUACGCAGACAUCAGCAGGCGUACGGUGGACGCUGUUUUCGGCGUGAUAAAGCAGAUCUCGCUUUAUAACAUCGCGCGAGUGAAACGAGCUUUACUUUUUGACGUUCUAAAAUAAAACUUGCAGUUUAUCAUUACUAUGUCAUUGAUAGCG